This is a messenger RNA of Penicillium argentinense, 1857 nucleotides long. It is a transcript of the gene hscA, whose product is annotated as putative Hsp70 chaperone (HscA). Gene Ontology annotation, cellular component: cytoplasm; cytosol; plasma membrane. Bases 1 to 1857 code for a protein of 618 amino acids. The record is from RefSeq and is a predicted model, not a curated record. Gene Ontology annotation, biological process: protein refolding; vesicle-mediated transport; cellular response to unfolded protein. Gene Ontology annotation, molecular function: misfolded protein binding; ATP hydrolysis activity; heat shock protein binding. NCBI's taxonomy places the organism in Eukaryota, Fungi, Ascomycota, Eurotiomycetes, Eurotiales, Aspergillaceae. The transcript is spliced from 6 exons.
AUGGCCGACCUUCCGGUUUAUGAUGGUGCGAUCGGUAUCGAUCUCGGUACCACCUACUCUUGCGUUGCCAACUAUGAGGGCACCAACGUCGAGAUCAUCGCCAACGACCAGGGUAGCUACACCACUCCCUCUUUCGUUUCCUUCACCGACAAGGAGCGUCUGAUCGGUGAGGCCGCCAAGAACGCCGCCGCUAUGAACCCGAAGAACACCAUCUUCGAUAUCAAGCGUCUGAUUGGUCGCCGUUUCGAUGACCCUAUCGUCAAGAAGGACGUUGAGUCGUGGCCCUUCAAGGUUGUUGACCAGGGUACUAGCCCUGCCGUCGAGGUUGAGUAUCUCGGUGAGAACAAGACCUUCACUCCUCAGGAGAUCUCCUCCAUGGUCCUCAUGAAGGCAAAACAGAUGAAGGAAGUUGCCGAGACCAAGCUCGGCAAGAAGGUUGAGAAGGCUGUUAUCACUGUUCCCGCCUACUUCAACGACAACCAGCGUCAGGCUACCAAGGAUGCCGGUGCUAUCGCUGGCCUGAACGUUCUGCGUAUCAUCAACGAGCCUACUGCUGCUGCUAUUGCUUACGGUCUGGGUUCUGGCAAGUCCGACAAGGAGCGCAAUGUCCUGAUCUACGAUCUGGGUGGUGGUACUUUCGAUGUCUCUCUGCUUAACAUCCAGGGUGGUGUCUUCACUGUCAAGGCUACCGCCGGUGAUACUCACCUUGGUGGUCAGGACUUCGAUACCAACCUGUUGGACUUCUUCAAGAAGGAAUUCCAGCGCAAGACUGGCAAGGACCUCUCUGGCGACGCCCGUGCUCUCCGCCGCCUGAGAACCGCUUGCGAGCGUGCUAAGCGUACCCUGUCCAACGCUACUCAGACCACUGUCGAGAUUGACUCUCUCUUCGACGGUGAGGACUUCAACUCCUCUAUCACCCGUGCCCGUUUCGAGGACCUGAACGCCAAGUCAUUCAACGGCACUCUGGAGCCCGUCCAGCAGGUCCUGAAGGACUCUGGUAUUGAGAAGAUUAAGGUCGACGAGAUCGUCCUUGUCGGUGGUUCUACCCGUAUUCCGCGUAUCCAGAAGCUUCUGAGUGACUUCUUCGACGGCAAGAAGCUUGAGAAGAGCAUCAACCCCGAUGAGGCUGUUGCCUAUGGUGCUGCUGUCCAGGCUGGUAUCCUCUCUGGCAAGGCUACUUCUGCUGAGACCCAGGACCUCCUGCUUCUUGAUGUUGUUCCCCUGUCCCUUGGUGUCGCUAUGGAGGGUAACAUCUUUGCCCCCGUUGUCAACCGUGGUCAGACCGUCCCCACCAUCAAGAAGCGUACCUUCACCACUGUUGUCGACAACCAGACCACCGUCCAGUUCCCCGUCUACCAGGGUGAGCGUACCAACUGCGCCGACAACACCUCCCUCGGCGAGUUCACUCUGGCUCCCAUCCCCCCCAUGCGUGCCGGUGAGGCCGCUCUGGAGUGUGUUUUCGAGGUCGAUGUCAACGGUAUCCUGAAGGUCACUGCUACUGAGAAGUCCUCCGGCCGCAGCGCCAACAUCACCAUCUCCAACGCUGUUGGCAAGCUGUCCAGCACCGAGAUCGAGCAGAUGAUUGAUGAUGCCAACAAGUUCAAGACCAGCGAUGAGGCCUUCACCAAGAAGUUUGAGUCUCGCCAGCAGCUCGAGUCCUAUAUCUCCCGUGUUGAGGAGAUGAUCUCCGAGCCCACUAUGUCGAUGAAGCUCAAGCGCGGCAACAAGGAGAAGAUCGAGUCUGCCCUCAGCGACGCCAUGGCCCAGCUUGAGGUUGAGGACUCCACUCCUGAGGACCUCAAGAAGAAGGAGUUGGCCCUGAAGCGUCUUAUGACCAAGGCUAUGUCUACCCGCUAA